This is a messenger RNA of Chinchilla lanigera (long-tailed chinchilla), 4333 nucleotides long. RefSeq names its product SEC31 homolog A, COPII coat complex component (gene Sec31a). Gene Ontology annotation, molecular function: structural molecule activity; protein binding. Lineage: Eukaryota; Metazoa; Chordata; Mammalia; Rodentia; Chinchillidae. The coding region runs from base 146 to 3937 and encodes 1263 amino acids. The transcript is spliced from 29 exons. Gene Ontology annotation, biological process: COPII-coated vesicle cargo loading; endoplasmic reticulum to Golgi vesicle-mediated transport; endoplasmic reticulum organization. The record is from RefSeq and is a predicted model, not a curated record. Gene Ontology annotation, cellular component: COPII vesicle coat; endoplasmic reticulum exit site.
AGUGCCGACGGCGGGGCGGGUCUGCGGCUGCCACGUUGGAGCGGAGCGCGGAGUUGGCCCUGGGCGGAGCGGAGGCGGCUGUGAGUCCGGGAGAGUCCCGCUGCGCUGAACCGAGGAUCGGCAGCCGGGGGUGCCCGCCAGCAGGAUGAAGUUAAAGGAAGUGGAUCGUACUGCCAUGCAGGCAUGGAGUCCUGCCCAGAACCACCCUAUUUACCUGGCCACAGGAACAUCUGCUCAGCAGUUGGAUGCAACAUUUAGUACCAGUGCAUCCCUUGAGGUGUUUGAAUUAGACCUUUCUGAUCCAUCCUUGGAUAUGAAAUCUUGUGCUACUUUCUCUUCUUCUCAAAGGUACCACAAAUUGAUUUGGGGGCCUCAUAAGGUGGAUUCCAAAGGAGAUGUCUCUGGAGUUCUGAUUGCAGGUGGUGAAAAUGGAAACAUUAUUCUUUAUGAUCCUUCUAAAAUUAUAGCUGGAGACAAGGAAGUUGUAAUUGCCCAGAAUGACAAGCAUACUGGUCCAGUGAGAGCCUUGGAUGUGAACAUGUUCCAGACUAAUCUAGUAGCCUCUGGUGCUAAUGAAUCUGAAAUCUACAUUUGGGAUCUAAACAAUUUUGCAACUCCAAUGACACCAGGAGCCAAAACACAGCCCCCAGAAGAUACCAGCUGCAUUGCAUGGAACAGACAAGUUCAGCAUAUUUUAGCAUCGGCCAGUCCCAGUGGCCGGGCCACUGUGUGGGAUCUUCGGAAAAAUGAGCCCAUCAUCAAAGUCAGCGAUCAUAGUAACAGGAUGCAUUGCUCUGGGUUGGCCUGGCAUCCUGAUGUUGCCACUCAGAUGGUCCUGGCCUCUGAGGAUGACAGGUUGCCAGUGAUCCAGAUGUGGGAUCUUCGGUUUGCUACCUCUCCUCUCCGUGUCCUGGAAAACCAUGCCAGAGGGAUUUUGGCAAUUGCUUGGAGCAUGGCAGAUCCUGAAUUGUUACUGAGCUGUGGAAAAGAUGCGAAGAUUCUUUGUUCUAACCCAAAUACAGGAGAGGUGUUGUAUGAGCUUCCCACCAACACACAGUGGUGCUUUGAUAUUCAGUGGUGCCCCCGCAAUCCUGCGGUCUUAUCGGCUGCUUCCUUUGAUGGGCGUAUCAGUGUUUACUCUGUCAUGGGAGGGAGCACAGACGGCUUACGGCAGAAACAAGUUGACAAGCUCUCAUCGUCGUUUGGCAAUCUGGAUCCCUUUGGCACAGGGCAGCCCCUUCCUCCGUUACAGAUCCCGCAGCAGACUGGGCAGCACGCGGUCGUGCUGCCCCUGAAGAAGCCUCCCAAGUGGGUCCGGAGGCCUGUCGGUGCGUCCUUCUCAUUUGGAGGCAAGCUGGUCACCUUUGAGGGUGUCAAGGUGCCGACUCCCCAGGGAGCCGAGCAGCAGCAGCAGCACCACGUGUUCAUUAGCCAGGUGGUGACAGAAAAGGAAUUCCUCCGUCGCUCAGAUCAGCUGCAGCAGGUUGUACAGUCACAAGGGUUUGUCAGUUACUGCCAGGAAAAGAGUGAUGCUUCUCAGACAGAGUUUGAGAAAAAUGUGUGGUCCUUUCUGAAGGUAAACUUUGAGGAUGAUUCCCGUGGAAAAUACCUUGAGCUUCUAGGAUACAGAAAAGAAGAUCUUGGGAAGAAGGUUGCUUUGGCUUUGAACAAAGUGGAUGGAUCCAAUGUGGCUCUUAAAGACUUUGACCAAGUAACACAGAGUGAUGGGGAGGAGAGCCCUGCUGCUGAAGAGCAGCUCUUGGGAGAGCGCAUUAAAGAAGAAAAGCAAGAAUCUGACUUUCUUCCCUCAGCUGGAGGGACAUUUAAUAUCUCUGUCAGUGGAGAUAUUGAUGGUUUAAUUACUCAGGCUUUGCUGACGGGUAACUUUGAGAGUGCUGUUGACCUUUGUCUACAUGAUAACCGCAUGGCUGAUGCCAUUAUAUUGGCUAUAGCAGGAGGACAAGAACUCUUGGCUCGGACUCAGAAAAAAUACUUUGCUAAAUCCCAAAGCAAAAUUACCAGGCUUAUCACUGCAGUUGUAAUGAAGAACUGGAAAGAAAUUGUUGUGUCUUGUGACCUUAAAAAUUGGAGAGAGGCUUUAGCUGCAGUGUUGACUUACGCUAAGCCGGAUGAAUUUCCAUCGCUGUGUGAUCUUUUGGGCGCCAGGCUUGAAAGUGAAGGAGAUAGCAUCCUACAGACUCAGGCGUGUCUCUGCUAUAUUUGUGCAGGGAAUGUAGAGAAAUUAGUUGCAUGUUGGAUGAAAGCUCAAGAUGGUAGCAGCCCUUUGUCUCUUCAGGAUCUGAUCGAGAAAGUUGUCAUUCUGCGAAAAGCCGUACAACUCACCCAGACCACAGACACUAACACUGUAGGGGUUCUUCUGGCUGAGAAGAUGAGUCAGUAUGCCAAUUUGUUGGCAGCCCAAGGUAGUAUUGCUGCAGCCUUGGCUUUUCUUCCGGACAACACCAACCAGCCAAAUAUUGUGCAGCUUCGUGACAGACUUUGCAGAGCCCAGGGAGAGCCCAUACCAGGACAGCAGACACCAAAAAUUCCUUAUGAGAGGCAGCAGUUGUCCAAGGGCAGGCCUGGACCAGUCGCUGGCCACCUACAGAUGCCAAGGGCUCCUACUCAACAAUAUUAUGCCCAUGUUAGAAUUGCCCCCACUGCCACUACCUGGAGUAACAAAACUCCUACUGCCCUUCCCAGCCAUCCACCUGCAGCCUCUCCCUCUGACACACAGGUAGAAAACCCUCCACCCCCAGGUUUCAUAAUGCAUGGAAAUGUCAAUCCAAAUGCUGCUGCUCAGCUUCCUCCAUCUCCAGGUCACAUGCACAGCCAGGUACCACCUUACCCACAGCCACAACCUUAUCAACCAGCCCAGCAGUAUUCCUUCGGAACAGGGGGGCCGGCAAUGUACCGACCUCCGCAGCCUUCUGCUCCUCCUGCCGCAAGCGCUUACCCUAACACCCCUUAUGUCUCUUCUACUGCUUCCUAUUCUGGGCAUGCUCCACUCUACACAGCACAACACCCGACCUCUUCUCCUACCUCCAGCCCUGUUGCUGCUUUCCCUCCUCCUUCUUCCUCGGGGGCAUCCUUCCAGCAUGGUGGACCAGGAGCUCCCCCGUCAUCCUCCGCUUACGCGCUGCCUCCUGGAACAACAGGUACACUGCCUGCUGCCAGUGAGCUGCCUGCAUCCCAGAGAACAGAAAAUCAGUUUGUCCAAGACCAGACACUUAUGUUUGAAGGUUCUCAGAAUGGUUGGAAUGAUCCCCCGGCUUUGAACAGAGUGCCCAAGAAGAAGAAGAUGCCUGAAAACUUCAUGCCUCCUGUUCCCAUCACGUCACCAAUAAUGAACCCUUUGGGUGACCCCCAGUCACAGAUGCUCCAGCCGCAACCUCCAGUGCCAGGACCACUGUCAAACCAAGCUUCUUACCCGCAGCCACAUCUCCUGGGCAGCCAACCCCUCCAUGGUCUGCAGCAGCCGCUCAGCCAGGCUGGUGUGCCCACAGCUUUCCCGAAGCCCAACAUCGAGGGUGCCCCAGGGGCUCCAAUUGGAAAUACCAUGCAGCAUGUACAGUCUUUGCCAACAGAAAAAAUUACCAAGAAACCUAUUCCAGAUGAGCACCUCAUUUUGAAGACCACAUUUGAGGAUCUUAUCCAGCGCUGUCUCUCUUCAGCCACAGAUCCUCAAACCAAGAGGAAGCUAGAUGAUGCCAGCAAACGCUUGGAGUUUCUAUACGAUAAACUUAGAGAACAGACACUUUCACCAACAAUCAUCAGUGGUUUACACAACAUUGCAAGAAGUAUUGAAACGCGAAACUACUCAGAAGGUUUGACCAUCCACACCCACAUAGUCAGCACCAGCAACUUCAGUGAGACCUCUGCUUUCAUGCCAGUUCUCAAAGUUGUUCUCACCCAGGCCAACAAGCUGGGUGUCUGAAGGACAGCUGUACCCAGCCAAUGUUGCCACUUUCCCAAAGAAGUAUGUUUAAAGAGAAAAUUGUAAGACAAGGACCAAUCCUCAUCAGCAUGUUUCCAUAGCAGCCAAUAAGAGCUUUCAUAUUCUUUCUGCAGAUACCCACCUUAGAACUGUUCCAGAUCCUGGUGCUUUUGUUUUAAUCUUUUCUUGCCCAUUAUGAUUUUCUGAUUCUGCAAAGCAUAUUUCUGGAUUACACAUAGAAUGGUUCAUAAUAUUCUGACAAAUGUGGUUUUUAAAAGUGUUUUGUUUGUUUUUGGAAAAAUUGCAUCUGGUUAUGCAUAAAGCAGAGCUAAAACUAAAUUUCUUUCAUGUUCACCUACUUUAUCCAUGUCAAUCAGAUUAAAGUGUGUAAUCCUA